UUUCGCUGUGGCGACAAAAUAAUAUUUACUUUCCUGCUGGGGAGCGUAUUAUCGCGUCUUAGCCAAGGGUCAUUCUUCCAAAUUCUGUGAAGUUAGGUCAGAAAUAAUAGAAACAUGGAGAAAAAUGCUCGUUUCCACAACACUUGGACCUGUUAGUACCGAAGCAAGCAGAUGAAAGGUGCUUGUAAAAAGUUUGCUGAUAUGAGUUAAGCUGAGGUCUGACACUGAACACCUAAAUUGACAACAGACUGAGAGUAUCUCACAAAAUCUCACCACUACAAUGAAAGUUUUCUUAAUUCAUGCAAGUGACUUAUUAGUUUGUCAGUGGUAUUUGGUGGCCAAUCUGAUUUAAAAGAUCUUUGACUCAAUUUCCAGUAUUGUGAUCUUAUGAUGGCUCAUGAUCAACAUUUAUUAUGGACAACGAAAGGAACAAAGGCUUCUAAAGAUAAUAUGGAUCCUAACUCAUUGCACAUUUUCUUCAACUCUGCAAAUACCGGCAGGCCUGGACAGGGAAGACCUAUUCAGCGAGUCAAAAGUGCAGCUCCUAGAAUUGGUGGAAGACAUCCUGCUGGUAAAGGGUAUAACAAAGAUAAUGCAAGUCCCUUGGGAAGUCAUUCUUCAUUUUUUCUCAAUCCAUCACCGACCCCUGCAACCUCACGCCCCUUGUCGUCAAGAAGUGGAAGAAGUUCUUACAGCUCAGUGCAAAAGAAUAAACAAGAACCAAGUGCAUCUCCUACAUCGUUAUACCUUCAGCUUCAUAAAGCAAGAUGCAAAUCAGCUCCCCCAAGACCUGCUGACUAUUAUCUUCCCCAGAAAUCCAAAUCUUGGCAAUCACGUGGUGGUUCCACCUCCUCCUUAUCUCGAAGUGCCCCAAAACGUGCAUGGCAGAACAGGACAAGUUCUGCAAAGAGUCAGCAUUCUCUCAUGUCCCGAGAAGAAGUAGAAAAACGGCACAAAGAGCGCUGUAAAUCAGCUCCUCUUCCUUAUGAUUUUAGCACUAUUGAAGUUGUAAACUGUGUUCCCAAGCAUGGUUCUGAUAUUCAAAGAUUAAAAGCUUUUACUCGUCCUUUAACCUGUAUGCCAGAUGUUAUUCAGAAUGUUCUUUCACACAAUGGUUUAAGACAUUGCUGUUCUGCUUAUCAGCCCAGGCCUAAAUCAUCUCCUUCGAGACAGCAGUUUUGGCCUGUUGCAAGACCCACUGUGUUCCAAAGGGGAGAUGUUCCAAAAUAUCUUCACUUUGUGAAACCAGCAGGAUUUUGGGUACGUGGAGAAGGGGGUCAUCUUAAAACUGGUCCUGAUGAUGAUCUCUCUUUACUAAAUGACAAUCAAGAUGUGUUGGCGAGAGCUGAUUUCCCUUUAAAUUAUGAGGAUGACUUGGAUGAAACAGUGCUGUUUGAAGAACAGUUUAUUGUACCUGCAUCACCCUCCGAGGCAUCAUCAGAGAGGGAGUACUCAUUAGAACCAAGAGAUGAAGAGUUACAAACAGAACAAGAUUUAGAUGCCACCCACUGUGAAGGUCUUGCUGAAAAAUAUUUGGGUGAUGAUGACAAAAAUUGGCCUGAUAAUCAAGUGACUCUUGAGCCACCACUAGAAAAACCUCCAGCUGAUAUCAAGACUUCAGAUGCAGAUCCUGUGGAACCUGUUCUUGAAAUCAUCAUAACUAAGUUAGGACCUGAUAAAAAUUCAUCUCCUGAAAUCAACAAAGAAGAGCAAAAAGAAGCUGGCACAAAGGAGGAAAGUGAUUCUGAUAUACAAAUUGAUGUUCCAGAGAUUCCACAGUGGGCAACUGAAGAAACUUUGAGUCCAACUGAAGAUGUUAGGUUAGAUGAUGUAAAGGAAGAGGUUGUAAUGCCAGAGCCUGUGGAGGAACCUGCUCAGAUUGAAAAAGAACUAGAGAAAGAGGUGGAUAAUGAGCCUGUGGCUCAAAAGCUCAAUGACGUUCCUCAGAAGACAGAGGUGGAGAGGCCCAAACCACAAACACAUCAAGUCAAGUUCUCAGAUUCUCUGAUUCUUACGAGUUUCAAGUCACCGCCAUCUAAAGAAGAAGGGAAGGAGCAGGUGAUCAAACCUAUUCUAAAACCUACUGUGAGUAAGGCAGAGUCCCCAACACUUAAACGCGAGGAACCCAAAGUAGCAUCAGCCACACAGAAGAGAACAACACCAUUGCUUGAGCGCAAGGUGGUGGAAAAACCACCACUUCUGAAACCACCUCCUGUAGCACCAGUUCAACCUGUAGAGGAAAUAAAAACAGAAGAGAAGAAUGAGGAGAAGAGGCCAGAGGAAGAAGAGAAGGUGGCAGAAGAAAGAGAAGAGGUGGCACCCAAACUUGAGCCUGAAGUUUUACCCAAACCUGAGUAUAUAAGAGCACCUGGAGCCUACAGGAUGUAUGAUCCAAAGGACCUCCUUGAAUAUCGGUUGGAACAAAAAAGAGAGUCAAGACCUCUAAAGAAAUCUUUAACCAACUCAUUAAUGCCACGGUUUGUGCCUUCUGCUGAGAGCACUGAAGUUAUGACAUCUAUAAUGGAUGAACAUAAGCAAAGGAAAGAAGGAAUGAAACCCUGGCUUCAGGGAAGACUAGCACUUUCUAAGCAAACAAGUAGAUUUGAGCUUCCUAUGGAUGUUAAAUUACUUGAAGAAAUGACACCAAUGGAGUAUUUGACAAAGUACUGUAUCAUAAGCACAAGAAGGAAAGCACUUUACAAACAUAUAUUUCAGAAAGUGGAUAAAGAUAGAGAUAAUCAAAUAACUUUUAAGGAGAUGGACAAGGGCUUAAGGGAGAUACAUGUGGACUCUAUAUCAACAGAACAGGUCAAGAAACUAAUAGAGAUGGUUGAAGGAAAUGAGAAGUCUACUUUCAGUCUUGCACAGUUUUCAGCAAUUGCUGCAUUUUCUGAAAGGUUCCUCUUCUCAGAAACACAGGUAACAGAAAAGAACAACCCAUACAGCUCAAAGGAAAUUAUUGAAGAGGCUGACUUCUGUGGAUUAAAAUCCAAACUUAGUGGAUUCCCUGUGAACCCCACAGUGAGGAAAAUUUUGGAAGUGCUCUAAGUCAAUAACAAUAAUAUAUUUAUUAAACUUAAUUAUAAAUUUGAGGAUAUUUAAUAUAUUGUUGCACAAUAUUUAAAAUUUAUAUAAAUGAAAUUUGUUGUAUUUUAACAAUGAAGAACCUUUUAUAGUAAGCUAAAUUGUACACAGUGGCAAUCAUACAGUAGGAUCUGACACUUUGGUACUGAUUAUUGAAUUGGAGCCAAUGCCAUUUUGUAAUGAUACAGCAACUACUGCUUAAAACAGUUGGGUUCAAACUCUUUGGUGGGAAGAAUCAUCCUUUAUCCACUUUGGAAAUGCAGAAUAGUUUAAUUCCUUCAAAGUUGUAGCAGGAGAACUGAAAUGUCCUUUAGGUUGUCACUUUUCUCUGCCAAAACAACAACUGGUGAAAGGUCUUUGUGUACAGGCUAUAAAUAUUGUUGACCCUGGGGAUAAUCAGAAAGCUAUGUACCCUCAGCUGAAAACAACACAGUAUAUUGGAAAAAAUAAGUCACUAGUGUAUUUUGACAGUAUGAGUCAUCCAGGAAAAAAAAUCCUUUUUUUUUUUUUUUGUAGAAUAACUGCAGUCAUAUAAAAGCAAAAGUAAGGGGAAGCCUCAUUUCAAUUAAAUAUUAAACACUUUCCUAUUCACAUAAAGAUCAUAGAGGGAAACUCAGCUACAUUAUUCAGUGGUUCAUGUUCCUCAAUUUUUUAUUAGCUUUUUUCAAGGGAGUAUUUCCACAAUAUUAAUGGUCAACUAAAGAAAAAUAUCCAUUCAUGAAGUAUUCCAUACACAGAAUAUGUAGUUUUGACACUGUUAUUUUAUCUUAGGAAGGAACUUUAUUUUGUAUAAAUUUGGUUUAAAAAUAAAUCAGUGUAUUAAAGGAAAGUAUGUUC
Messenger RNA from Pocillopora verrucosa, 3921 nucleotides. RefSeq names its product FK506-binding protein 5-like. Gene Ontology annotation, molecular function: calcium ion binding. Lineage: Eukaryota; Metazoa; Cnidaria; Anthozoa; Scleractinia; Pocilloporidae. The record is from RefSeq and is a predicted model, not a curated record.